CCUGAACCAGAGACCGGCGGCUACCGCUGUCACCCCUCACCCUGCCACCACCUCACCCAGAAGACUGUCAUCGAGUACUUCUGUGACGAGGGCUACGCACUGAAGGGAGACUACAAGUUCCUCACCUGCCAGAAUGGCGAGUGGGACGGUCCCAUGCAGAUCAGCUGCAGACUAACACAAGUCAAAGAACAGAGCUCACCCCUGGGUAUUCCAGCCCUGUCCAUCGUCACCUCCACAGCCAGCUCUGUGGUCCUCAUCCUCCUUUUAGUGGUGUUGUUUGUUCUUGUACAGCCAAAACUCAAGUCCUUUCAUCACAGCAGGAGGGAGACGGGCGGGAUCUCUGGCCAGGGCAGCUCCAUCAUGGUGGAGGGUGUCCAGGUGAGCCUUCCCUCAUAUGAAGAGGCGGUAUACGGGAGUGGUGGACCAUGCGCCCCCUCGGGUCCUCCUCCUUCUCCGUCACCUCCUCCACCUUCUUUAGAGUCACGAGUCCCCAUCGUGCUCUCCGAGGGGUUUCCUCAGGGGGCCACCGGAGGCCAAGGUUCCAGCCGGACCCGGCACCACAGAGACUUAGACUUCUGUCUCCCGUCCACUUCCUCCUCAUCCUCCUACUCCUCCCGCCGUCAUGCAGAGACAGUGCUGGUUCACCAGGCCCCUUCGUCCUCUUCUUCCUCCUCCUCAUCAUCCUGUUCUUCGUCAUGGGCCAGAGAGCACCCUGGGGGUGCAUGCGCAGGCCCCCUACCUCUACGUAGAGACUCUGAGAGCAGUGACCAGAACAGUCUGCUGUCUGUCACCUCCGCAGAAGAAUUUUCUGACGAUAUUCCCCUGCUGAAGGAAGCAUGAAGCCUGCCAGGCCUCCGUCAGCAUCGGCUGCAGAGCUCCCUCACUGUCUCUAUCUCACUGCUGACCAGGACCGACUGUGGCUGACAACCUACUUCCCUUCUCCGACCCCCCCCUCCCUCAGCAGCUGGCACGAAAAAUGUCUAGAACUAUUCCAUUCGCAAUUCUCCCACUGCAACCUCUGUCUACCACCAUCGCUAACCAUGCAGAGCAAAGCCAACAACCGACCUUCACUGGCACUUGGAGUAGUGAUGGAGCGACACUGGACCCAGCUCCAGUGUCAAACUAAAGACAAAUCCUGACCAGUGAAGCGCUGCCAGCGCAGCAGAAACCCUGUAGAUCUUAUGUAUACCAGUACAAGGUUGUGUAUUAUAGGCUUUGAAUUAUCGUACACCUGCCUCCUUCACCCAGGUGUCAUUCACUGUCUGGGAUAUCUACAGAUGUUUCAAAACAAAAACAGAAAAAUCACUUGAGAUGUUCACUCCUGAUGCCAUGGCACUCAGAAACAGAAUGGUCUUCCCUCUGUACUUGAAAAGUUGUGAGUGAUGAUGGGCUGGGCGUGUUUUCUUUUCUUCUUCUUCUUCUUCUUCUCUGGCACUCUUUGUGAAUGCUGCAUGUUUUUUUCUUUUCCAGUUAUCGCAGUCACCACGCAGUCAGAAUGAAGCAUGAAGCCUCCUGUCUCUCUCAGCUUAUCUGUUUAUCCGGUCGGCUUCUGGCAUAUGGAUUAACGGAAAAGUCUUUUCCGUGGCCAGAUGUGCCUGGCAUCUGGACGGUGCUGCUUCUGUCGCAUGAGUGGGAUUGAUUGGUGUUUUGUGAUUUUCCAGGACUUGUGCUCCAUGUCUGGUAGUAUAAGCAGAGGGAAUCAUGUCACGUUUUGUGUCAAAGGCUGAUUUGAUCUUUGUCUUUGAAAACAGGGGACGGGACAUGACGUGACUUAAA
Cynoglossus semilaevis (tongue sole) is the source of this 1776-nucleotide messenger RNA. RefSeq names its product sushi domain-containing protein 6-like. Gene Ontology annotation, biological process: DNA damage response. The record is from RefSeq and is a predicted model, not a curated record. NCBI's taxonomy places the organism in Eukaryota, Metazoa, Chordata, Actinopteri, Pleuronectiformes, Cynoglossidae. The annotation marks the transcript as partial. The transcript has 4 exons.